AUGGUACAAAUACUAGUACAGUCCGACCUAUGCUCGGUGGUCAAGGAAAUUUCAAUGGACACGAUAUGGGUCCAAUUAUCUGAAAAACUCUAUGAAUUGAGCGGUGUGCGCCCAGAAGAUAUGCGGCUCACCAUCUGGUGCAGUAAUGGCUUGAAACACGAAAUCAACAAUGAAACGGUGCGACGCGCCGACCAAUGCAUGAAAGACGUUUUGGAACAGCCCGCGGAGCGUAUAACAGUCGUGGACACGAAUCAGAACUCGAUUGCGCAACAAUUGACUGCAGGCUUGAAUGCGAUAGACGGCAGCAGCGACGGUGGAGCUUCUGUGGGAACUUACCAGCUACCAGAGGACGAGUACGUCAGAAGACAGGACUCAGUCUACGCCUGGAAAAAACAAAAUCAACUGGGCAGAUUUAGCUCGCAGUAUUCGGACAAAGUAAAGAAAGCGCGGGACGCUCAAGUCGCACAUGCCACCACGCUUUGUUUGGACGAGAGAUGCUCUGUGACGUACGCAAACGCCCCUGAGCGCAGAGGCUGGCUUAGGUACGUCGGAAAGGUACCCGAAAUCAACGAUAUCGAUUGCUGGUGCGGCGUCGAGCUCGACGAACCGUUGGGUCGAAACGACGGCACUUUCGACGGCCACACUUAUUUUGGACCCGUUCGCAAGAACUACGGCGCUUUUGUCAAACCUCUGAGCGUGAGGACGUGUUCAAGCUUCGUGCCGGCGGUAGACGAUGAACUGUGCGCUUCUGAUAGCGAGAUAUAG
Molecule: messenger RNA, 765 nt
Organism: Lachancea mirantina
Lineage: Eukaryota; Fungi; Ascomycota; Saccharomycetes; Saccharomycetales; Saccharomycetaceae
Source: the annotation of a GenBank genome assembly